Branchiostoma floridae (Florida lancelet) is the source of this 8825-nucleotide messenger RNA. RefSeq names its product separin-like. Gene Ontology annotation, cellular component: centrosome; mitotic spindle; nucleus. The transcript has 29 exons. The coding region runs from base 233 to 7756 and encodes 2507 amino acids. Lineage: Eukaryota; Metazoa; Chordata; Leptocardii; Amphioxiformes; Branchiostomatidae. The record is from RefSeq and is a predicted model, not a curated record. Gene Ontology annotation, molecular function: protein binding; cysteine-type endopeptidase activity. Gene Ontology annotation, biological process: proteolysis; meiotic chromosome separation.
AGCUGACCUUUGACAUUUUGUAGCGGCCAUUUUGAAUUCCGAGUUGGCGGCCUUUUCUGUUUGGGUCGACUAUUUGUUGCGAUUUUCGCCAAAAUACGGACCAAGCAAUGUAAAAUUUUGAAUAUUUUCAACGGCUUUGUAGACUUAGAACUGAAAUCAUUGUACAUUUGGAGUUAUGUAUGAGAUUUUGCUAGAAAUUUAAGCAAAUUCUGGAUUUGUCGACCAAGUCAAGAUGGCGGACAGUGACAGGAUCAUCCUUGGUUUAAAAAACGGAGAAGAUGUGGGGAAACUCGUAUCAGAAAUACAGACCUACCUCGCACCUUUGUUGAAGACUGGAGCUGCUGUGUCCCAACUACCGGCUGACUCUCUCAAGAAGUAUGGCCUCUUCUGUAUGAGACUGCUCAGGGCUUGUUUCGAGUCUCUGGGAAAGCUCAAGCCUGGCUCUGCUGACGUAGCCAACACCGUCCGUGUGUCCCACAUCUCCUACAAGUGCAUCCAGCUGUGCCAGCCACACAUGCAGUUCAACCCCUUAGCACUGGAGAAACUUCUCUACCACAUCAUGACCCAACUUCUCACCAAGAAUCUGCUUUCCGAUGCUCUAACCAUUGCCGGAUUCCUGCACCGAGAACUGAAAUCCUUCCAGACUUCCGGCACCAUGACUUCAGAAAGUGAAGAGGAGUUAACCAACAUUGCAAAACACUCCUUUGAUAAGCUGCUAAAAGCUGCUCUUCGUAUAUGUGAUCCCAAGGCUCAGACUUCGAAUCUGAUUGCGAGGCAGGAGCUAGCGCUUACCGCAGGACAGCAAGCGCUCCACAUCCUCAUGUUGUCGGGCGUCGACCCCCAGUGGUUUCCAGGAAGGGUUGUCUCAAUCGCAAAGCACUUUGAAGACAUGUUCCGUAGAUCUGUCUCAGGGUACGAGAGAAUCUCGAAGUUCUGUAAAACAGUGUAUGGGGACAUGUUGGAGCAUGUUGUGACAAAAUCAGAAGACAUGCCAACACAAGUGUGCCUCUUACAGGUGGGUUUUCAAGUGUGCCGGUAUCUUCAGCUAGCUAAGAAGGAAAAGGAAGCCAUGCUCUUCAUCAAUCAGAUGAUACAAGGACUGCAGGGAAAAGCCUCACAGAAGAAUGAAUCUCAGGAACUGCUUUUAGCGUCUGCCAGAGUGUUUAAAGCAUCCCUGCUUUGUACUGCAGCAGUGGGAGGUCACAAGCCAGACUGGAGAAGCAUCAAAACAGACUUGGAAGAAUCAAAUAGAGCAGUCAGAGACAGAAUGGACAAGUUGGACCACAGUGCAGGGAUGGUGCUGGUAGAGUCUUACAACCAGCUGCGGAAGAGUCUGGAGAGUGUGGUAGAAGCAGGACGUCAGUGCAUGGUGCUGAUGUCGACGUCAGAGUUCUGCUCUGUGGAGGCGGCCUUGAACUUGUUCAUGGAUGUGCUUCAGGCCCAGAGGGGAUCAAGCAAGGGUCAGAAGGGCCCACUGGACCCCCAGCAGUGUGUGAAGCUACAGAUGGCCACGGUGAGCCUGCUGCUUGAGAUGAUGAAGGUUUACAUCAGUGUCCGGGCAGACAGGGAUGUGUUACCUGGGUCCCUGGUGGCCCUGCAAAGGGCCAUGGGUAUCAUAGAGGACGUGUCAUCUGGGAACGGGGGAAGCCUGUCUACCUCUGAGCUUAAGUACCUGGGCUCCCAUAUCUACAACCUGAGUAUCUGUGUGUAUAACCACGAUUGGUACGAGGAUGCCCUCCCCCUCAUACAGGCAGCAGUGCAGCUGUUACAGAGGUGGUGCCAGGCUAGUGGGCAGCCUGACAGUGACAGGGAGGUGAAACUAGCAGAACGGUUCUGGUUACUGAGCGAGUGUCAGUUGAAACUUGAUCUGUGUGAAGACGCCAUGUGCUCAGCUGCUUCCGCCCUAUUGGCUGACCCCAGUCACAUGACCAUGCAAGUGGAAUCCUGGGUAAGAGCUAAGAGGGAAGCAGUGGAAAAAGAUGGAGACCUCAAAUCAAGGACCCUGAGGGAUGCUGUCCUGUCAUUGGACACCAGUGCCCUGGAUCAGGACCAGAUGAUAAAGGUACUGCAGGAGGAACUCAGGAUGCUGCAGUUACACAGGUAUGACAGCAGUUAUGAGCAGUACUGUGUGAUCUGUGACCUGCUGGACGUGCAGGGGGACAGCAGGCUCCAGGAAAGGGCGCACACCAUGACACAGCUGGGUCAGCUACUACUGUCCUCCCCUGGCUCCAUCACUUCCAACUGCACUGCUGUGGAAUGCUGUGAGGAAGCUGUCUUCCUAUUGGAGGAGAUGGUAGCCAAUCAGGGACCGGACUGUGAGGUAUCCACGACAACCCUACACGAUGAUCUGGCAACAGCCUACAUGUGGCUGUACAUGUGCAAACAACAGGAAAGUCUAGCUCAGGUGCCCAAGCUAGACUCUUCCCAGAAACAGUGUGACAAAGAGAAGGACAAGGACUCCCAGCUCACGUACACCGAGAACGAGACAUCGCUCAACAAGCUACUCUCCAACAUCAGCCUACAGGACUGUCAGUUAGGCCCCGCAGAGGUGGCCAUGGCGUACCUGGAUCAUGCCUUAGAAAACUGGUGCCUUGUGAUAAGGGAGGGGCUUGAUCUGUCUGCAGUCCGGACUGUGGAAUCCACUGCAAAGUGCCUGAAAAUAACGUCAUCAACAUACGGCCUGGCAGGAAGGCCUUUCCACCAGGCCCGCACACUACACCUACUGGCCACACUCAUGGAGGCUGCCCAAGACUAUGAGGAAGCCGUGUUUACCGUUGCCACGGCAACCAUUGCCAUGUGUCUCCAUGGCAACAGUUGCCAUGGCGACCAGCUCCUGACCAAAGCAGAGAGCCUAGUGGGGAAGCUGGAGGACAACAGUCGGGCCUUACUGCUGCUGAAAGUUGCCAAGAGUCACUUCUUGCUUCUCACUGGAGAGGUGUCGGUCGGCUGGACACAGUUGUGUGAGGUUUUGUCCAGCCCUAUUCUGGAGGAGUGUUCGACCAUCUGUUACAUGCUAUCAGCACAGGCCAGACAUGUCCAGUCUCUCUACCUUAGGCUACCUCUGGGGCAGGCUCACAUGGACAGGGCAGGCUCACAUGGACAGGGCAGGUAUGUACAUGUUAUACAGGCUCACAUGCACAGGACAGGUAUGUACAUGUUAUACAGGCUCUGUUACAUGCUAUCAGCACAGGCCAGACACGUCCAGUCUCUCUACCUCAGGCUACCUCUGGGGCAGGCUCACAUGGACAGGGCAGAAGGCAGCUCCUGUUUCGAGACAGCGUUCGAUGCCUUUCGUGUGAGACUGUCCCUGGCCAGGCUGCUGUUUGGGGACCGGUUUAAAGAGACUGACCGACUGGUUACAGCCAGUUCUGCUUCUAAAUCUAACUCAGCAAAGACCAAGAGAGGCUACCCCCACCUGCCAUGGUGGUGUUGUGAUGAUUUCCUGACCUCACUACUGGACAUGGGGAAACUCUACUCGGACCAGGGCUGCGUCAAGGAGGCCAAAUCCUACUUCUUAGAGGGGCUGGAGAUAGCAGCCAACUUUAAACUGCCAAGAAGAUGUGCUCAGUUCCUGACGAUGUUAGCUGAAGUAGAGCUCCACCGAGGACUAACAGAAGACUGCCAGCUGCUCCUGAAGAGUGCCUGCAGCGUGCUGGCUUCUACAGACAACAAGCAAGACCUCAGCAAGCCACUGCUCAACAAAAGAGACUUCUCCACAUCGAGAAUCAGCGUCAGCAAAGACAGUGUGUCGUUUGACGACCAGUCUCCCGAUCCCAGCAAAGGCAACAGAACAGCCACAGAAAAGGAAAGGAAAAGGACACAAAAUAAGAAAGAUGCCAGGAGACAAAGGAAGUCAGCUGGUUGCUUUGGGUUUGAUGUGUUGGAGAGUGAGGGAUCAGAAGAUGAAGACGACAACUUCAUCCGAAGCAAACUAAUCUCAGUUUCACAGCAGCUUGAAGAGGAUGAUGGGAUAGAUUCCGACCUGGAGGAUUAUGGGAAACACCAGCCGUCCUUUCCCACCAUGCAACUGCCGGACUAUGUAUCCCACAAUGCUAACUGCACUUGCUCUGUGUGCAAAGACGUCGUCAGUCAAACCUCGUAUCUGGACGUCUUCCUCACUGCGACAGAGUGCGCUCUAUCGGAGGGCUUGCCCGCCGUUGCCAUAGCAACGGCCGCAGCGUCGCAGAAGAUUCACGGGAAGGUCUGCACAUGCGUUUCGUCUGUCAUGAAAGACUUUGCCUCAAGUCUCAUUCAGGGAAAGAAAAGAGAGACCAAAUCAAAGAAGAACUCAAACACUGAACACCUGUACGCCCCUCAGCUUGCCCUACUACACUGCAGGCUGUCAGAAGCCUACCUGAUGCAGGAGAAUUUCUCCAAAGCGCACGCAAACAUCGAGAACGGGUUGCUCCUCUUCCAAGGGAAGUCACGAGCCAUACACCUUCAUUCCAACACACAGGCGCAUCUGCUGUACAACGCCGCCCUGUGUGCUAUCCUCCAGGAGGCAGCUAAGUGCAACUGUUCCCCGUUCGAUGUGCUGAAUUGCAAUCCCAGCACACAAGCGGACGUGGUCGGAAACCUCGAAAAGUGCAUGGAGAAGUUGUCGAUCAAGUCCGUCCAAGGUAGUCUUGAUUUCAGUGCCGCGAAAAAGGAGGCAAUGGACUCUGAAACGUACAAGACUUUGCAGGCACUGGAGGAGAGCGCAACGGCCACCUCAGCUAAACAAAAGAACGGUCGACAAGGUCAAAAGCCAGUUAUCAAGAUUGACCUACCAGAGGAUGAAGAGGGGGUCAUCGACCCGGAGGUCAUUCACCCAGAUGUAGAUGCAGAUGAGGUCUUUGUACCCCACAACCCCGAAACGUCAGGAAGAAAUGUUCCAAAGGCUUCUUCUAAGAAGUCUUCGAGAAGGAAAAAGGAAGAAUCAAGGAUAGAAGGCGGCAACAACAACUUUGAAGUUAUUCCUGAUUCUGAUGACGUCUUUGUUGUCAACAAACCAGAAAGCUCACGAAAAUAUCUUGCCAAGGCUUCCGCUAAGAAAGGUUCAAGAAGAAAGAAGGCUGAAGAUGACAUCAGUGACCUUCAAGUUAUCCCUGACACAGACACAGACGAAUGUACAGAUAAGAAGACGGCUGAUUCUGGAACAUCAAGAAAAUUUUUCACGUCUAAGACGCCUGCCAGGGGGACCCUAAACAGAAAAAAGGGAGCUUGUGAAGAUAAUAAAGAUGCAGAACAAAUGGGUGGACCAGUUAGAAGACCAUUGCUGGGGCUGGGUUGUGAAGACGUUGAUGACUACACCUUUGUUGGAAGUCCUGAGACCAGCAAAACAAGAAGAGGAAGGGGUAGAGGCUCUGCCACGAGCAAGACACCCGCACCUGAAACCGCAAGGAAAUCUGCACGAGGCAAAAAAGGCCAAACCGAGGUCACGGAAGCUGACUCCAAAAGGAAACCGCGAUGUGCCAAAGUGUCAGAGAAAGCUACCUCAAAGGAUACUGUGUCUACUCAGGCCAAAUCUACUAAAGGGAAAAGUACUAAGAAGACUGUGUUCAUCAUGUCUGAUUCAGACAGUGAUGCACCAUUAAUUGCUUUACCUCCGUCCACACUGAAGAAAAGACCCCAGAGAAAGGCAACUUCAGUAGUCUACAAGGAAGAGAGUUCAUCUGACGACUCAGAAGGUUCUACAGUUCCAUGUAAACCAAGAGGACUGAGAGCAGCCAGGCAACCCAAGACGGCUCCUCCCUCCACCCGGGGCAGGGGUCGGAGGGCGGCAAAGAAGCCGUCGAUCGACGACUACUGCAGCUCGGAUGACGAGAUCUUACGAGGAGCGAGCAGUGAGGAGGAGGAGGAGUGUGCACCUGUUGUCAAGAGAAGAGGCCGGGCAGCGAAGACAUCCACAGCACGAGGCAAGAAGCCUUCCGCCCGCCCCAAGCCCUCCACAGAGGAUGUAGAGGUGCUGAGAGAGUGUGUGCAGAUCGGAGAGGAUGAGGAUAGCACACUUGGGUCCACACUUCUCACCACCAGCUCCCUACAGGAGGCUGUACCUGUACUGGGGGGAAGGACCACACCAUGUGGUUCAUCGAUAGCUGAUGCCACUGUACACUUGGAGACAGCGCAACGUCUGAUAGAGCACACUCGACCAAGCCUGCUGUCCAGGCGGAUUGGGCAGUUGCUGUUCCUCUGCUGUCCCGAGGACAGCUCUCGCCUGGCUGCCUACUACAUGACGGAGACUUGCAGCGUCACCCUGAGACACCAGAUGCUGGCUAGUCUCCACAAGAAGAUCAAGAAACUCCAGAAGGCAGAGAUGCGGUCCAUGACAGAAAGCAUGGAUCAGCUGUCCCUUACCGGAGCACCUCCAACCCAGCAGGAGAUCCAACUCCUCAGGACUAAGCAGAACAUCUUUGGCCUGAACCCCAGUCCUUCAAAACACAGCUACAACGCUGACAACAUGCAGGAUGUUCUGGCUAAGCAGCUGCCGGAAGGUUGGACUAUUUGCAGUAUGGCCUUGCUGUCAAUCACUCCAUGUUGCUAUGGCAACAACGUCAAUCAACAGUUACUGGUCAUCACAAGACUUCGAGCUGACAGCGAACCUCUGAUCAUCAAGAUCCCUGUUUCUCAGGCUACGUUGGAGGGGGAGAUUCUCAGGAAACUGGAGACCAUCCAACAUGACAACAAGACCAGCGUGGCCAUACAGGACAAGAAACUGUACUGGAAGGCCAGGCAAGAGCUGGACUCCAUGCUAAAGGACCUGACUAAAGCCAUGGAGAAUGAGCUGCUGGGUGGAUGGAAGGGCGCGGUCCUUGGUCACCAUGGUGACAGGAGGAGGGAGAAACAGCUGAACUCUGCAGCAAUAAACGUCUGCAAGGCUUUGGGGUCUGACAACAAAGUCGACUUUCAGCUUCUUAAGCUCCUGUUGGACUCCUGGCCUCACCUGAGAAAGCGGCAGAAACACGACAGUCUGGCCUUCUUGCUGGGAUCCUCGACCGGCUCCCCCCUCCUGCAGAAUGGUUUGGACCUGAUGCAGAAGGAGGCCAGCAAGAUAACUGACCUGGAGGACCUACAGGACAGGGGACCGGUCAUCAUGGUCUUGGACAGGACUCUCCAGCGUCUCCCCUGGGAGAGCAUCCCCAUCCUGCAGCAGGGGAAAGUGUCCCGCAUGCCGUCUCUCCGCUUCAUCCUGUCACAUCUCCACUCCAUGAGGUUGGUGCCAGGACACGUGUUGUGUGACGGUGUGGACCAAAACAACACCUACUACGUCCUGAACCCACGCAAUGACCUACCCAGCACACAGGCCAGCUUCCAGGACGACUUCAAGAAGAGAGGUUGGAGAGGCGUGGUCGGAGUCUCCCCCACAACCGACCAGUACAUCAGGGCGCUCACGGAUCACGACAUGUUUGUUUACUGUGGCCAUGGUGCCGGCCAGGUUUACCUUAAAGGAGAUGAGAUACAGAAGAUCACCACCCGGGCCACCACCCUGCUGAUGGGCUGUGGCAGCGGCAGGCUGUUUGUCGAGGGCUGCACUGAGGCACGCGGCAUGGCACUCAACUACAUUCUGUCUGGGUGCCCAAGUAUUGUAGCCAACCUGUGGGACGUGACAGACAGGGACAUCGACCGCUUCCUCCAGGCCCUGCUCAAAUCCUGGCUCACCUCAGGCUCAGAAUCCUCCCUGCUGGAGUUCGUCAGCCAAUCACGGGAGGCCUGCAAGCUAAGACACCUGAUUGGUGCAGCCCCUGUGGUGUAUGGUUUCCCUGUACAUGUCAAGUAAUCUGAUUGGCUAGCUAGUCGGCCAAUCAUGUCAAUGAGCCUCAUUGGCCAGCUUGUUAACCAAUUAUGCAAAGCCUGCAAGCACAGACACCUGAUUGGUGCAGCCCCAGUGGUGUUUGGUUUCCCAGUUCAUGUCAAGUAAUCUGAUUGGCUAUCAGGUUAGCCAAUCACGCAAAGCCUGCAAGCUCAGACAUCUGAUUGGUGCAGACCCUGUGGUGUAUGGUUUCCCUGUACAUGUCAAGUAAUCUGAUUGGCCAGGCAAUCAGUAAAUCAAGUGAUGCCUGCAAUCUUAGACACCUGAUUGGUGCAGCCCCUGUGGUGUAUGGUUUCUCUGUGCAUGUCAAGUAAUCUGAUUGGCUAGUAGCUUAGCCAAUCAUAAAAAGCUGAAACUCUGUCCUUACACAUGAUUGGACAAGCCUCUGUGAAUUUUAUUUGCCAUGAAUUUCCAUGAAUGACUGAUGUCUUAGCCAGUCAUAAAAAUGAAAUAUAGAAAAGAAUGUUUCCAAAUUGUAAUCAAACUGUGUAUAGUGUAGUUUUGGUAUCUAUUUCUUGACUUUAUGUUAACAAGUUGUUAUUCAUUGUUAUUUUGGAAAUUGUACAUACUUUAUCCUGGCCAAAUCUAUUCACUGUUAUAACUUGUGCAUGUAUAUCUUAAGUGUAUUGUUAAACCCUUUCAGUGUGAUCAUUUACCUCAUUAUUUUUGCAUUCCAACUCAAAGUUGAACUAAUUGCCAAGACAAAAGGAUUGUACUUUCCAUUUUUCUACUGCACACAACUCCAGUCUUCAGUUGGAGAGUUGAAAACUUGGGUAGGUCUAAUUUUGUGUGUGUGUUGGCUACUACAGUUCAACUUUGAUGAAGACUGACUUCUACCAACACAAAUGUACUUUCAAGAUAAUUCUCUCAUGUUGUGUUAAAAGUGUUUUAAGAUUGUAUCUGUGCAAUGAUAGGUCUCAAAUUCCCUUGUUCAAACUUGGUAACGUUAGUACCGUAAUUAAUAAGUGUGACUAGGAAAUGUGGUAGGUACAUGUAUUUUAUUUGUAAGAGUUGAAAUAAAGAUGGGAGAAAAUUA